AUGAGCUUAAAUCGCCACGAUGCUACUCAGAAAGAGGAGUUGGGAAGUCCCGCAAAUCCCAAAUUACAGAGCCUGCCCCAAUUAUCAUCAUCUCCAUCGGCCAAGGAGACCAUGGAUCGCCGGACCCUUUCUGCCUACGAUAUAGCCAGAAUAAAACUAGCAGAACCCGUCACGGCUGCAUUCCUAGCCGGCGGUGUUGCGGGCGCAGUUUCCCGGACACUCGUGUCACCCCUCGAACGACUGAAGAUCCUCCUUCAAAUCCAAAGUGUUGGUAGGGAAGAAUAUAAGCUGUCGAUCUGGAAAGCCCUUGGGAAAAUGAAACGAGAGGAAGGCUGGCGGGGCUUCAUGCGAGGGAAUGGGACGAAUUGUAUUCGCAUUAUUCCCUAUUCUGCAGUGCAGUUUGGAAGCUACAAUUUCUACAAGAAGUUCGCAGAAACGACCCCGGACGGCGACAUCACCCCACUCCGCCGUCUCGUGUGCGGAGGACUCGCCGGCAUCACUUCCGUGACGGUCACCUACCCCCUGGAUAUCGUUCGAACCCGGCUCUCUAUACAAUCGGCUUCGUUUGCGGACCUUGGCAAGCACGACCAGGGCAAAUUGCCGGGAAUGUUCACCACCCUGGUAUUGAUCUACAGAAAUGAGGGUGGCAUGAUUGCCCUCUAUCGAGGCAUCGUCCCUACCGUCGCCGGCGUUGCUCCUUACGUCGGGCUGAAUUUUAUGACCUACGAAUCGGUGCGCCAAUAUCUGACGCCCGAAGGGGACAAGAACCCUAGUCCUUAUCGAAAGCUCCUAGCCGGGGCCAUCUCGGGGGCCGUGGCACAAACUUGCACCUAUCCAUUUGACGUGUUGCGCCGGCGUUUCCAGAUCAACACCAUGUCCGGAAUGGGCUACAAAUACAAGUCCAUCUGGGAUGCAGUCCGUGUGAUUGUGACGGAGGAAGGGAUGCGCGGCCUGUUCAAGGGGAUCGGGCCCAACCUGCUAAAAGUGGCGCCCAGUAUCGACUUGGACCGUCACCAUGUGCGCAACAGCCACCGCAAGGCGCCUAAGAGCGAGAACGUCUAUCUCCAGGUCCUGGUGAAGCUGUACCGCUUCCUUGCCCGUCGGACCGAGUCCAACUUCAACAAGGCCGUUCUGCGUCGCCUCUUUAUGUCGCGGAUCAACCGCCCCCCGGUUUCCCUCUCGCGGGUCGCCUCGAACAUCAACGAGUCGCAGAAGGGCAAGACCGUCGUGGUCAUCGGUACCGUCACGGACGACAACCGCCUUCUGACCAUUCCCAAGCUGUCCAUCGCUGCUCUCCGCUUCACCGCCACUGCUCGCGCUCGCAUCGAGAAGGCCGGUGGUGAGACCCUGACCCUGGACCAGCUUGCUCUGCGCGCUCCCACCGGAGCCAACACGCUCCUCCUCCGUGGCCCCAAGAACGCUCGCGAGGCUGUGAAGCACUUCGGUUUCGGUCCUCACACCGACAAGAAGCCGUACGUGGCCAGCAAGGGUCGGAAGUUUGAGCGGGCUCGUGGCCGCAGAAGGUCUCGCGGCUUCAAGGUCUAA
Penicillium lagena is the source of this 1545-nucleotide messenger RNA. RefSeq names its product putative mitochondrial carrier protein. The transcript has 8 exons. Gene Ontology annotation, biological process: transmembrane transport; translation. The record is from RefSeq and is a predicted model, not a curated record. Gene Ontology annotation, cellular component: ribosome. Lineage: Eukaryota; Fungi; Ascomycota; Eurotiomycetes; Eurotiales; Aspergillaceae. Gene Ontology annotation, molecular function: structural constituent of ribosome. Bases 1 to 1545 code for a protein of 514 amino acids.